UAUGAAACAAAGUUUCCUAAAAUACAACAAAAAAAAGUUUUAAGCUGUGCCAAAUGUUCCUCGUUUGUUUUCUGAAAAAGCUAUGGCUUUCGCAACAACUUAGAAAGCACUGUCUGUUAAGCCAUAUCAGUUAUCUGUGAAAGAAGAACACAAGAUGUCUCAUAUUCACACAAGGACUCCGGACAUGAUUCGCGAGACAUGGAGCGGAAAAGCGGAUUUUUUGCUCUCCGUUAUUGGAUUUGCCGUGGAUCUCGCGAAUGUUUGGCGUUUUCCGUACUUGUGUUACAAAAAUGGCGGAGGCGCUUUCCUCCUACCCUAUGGCAUUAUGCUUGUUGUCGGGGGCAUUCCAUUAUUUUACAUGGAGUUGGCGUUAGGACAGCACAUUCGUAAGGGGGCAAUUACUUGUUGGGGUCAAGUUGUGCCGAUAUUUAAAGGAAUUGGUUAUGCCGUUGUUCUUAUAGCGUUUUACGUUGAUUUCUAUUAUAAUGUGAUAAUCGCAUGGUCUUUGAGGUUUUUCUUCGCUUCAUUUGCCGAAAAGUUACCAUGGACGAGUUGCAAUAACUAUUGGAAUACCGAAUAUUGUCGCCCUUUCGAAUUUUGUACGAACAAUUGCUCAAGUUACAUCACUCAAGUGAAUGCCGUGACGAAUAAAACUGAAAAUGUCUCGAUAUCGACGGCAUCUGCGGAGUACUUUAAUAAUUACAUCUUGGAAUUGGAUAAAAGUAAGGGAAUUCACGAUUUGGGCGAUUUGAAAAUUGACAUGGUCCUUUGUUUGCUUCUCGUUUACAUAAUUUGUUACUUUUCGCUAUGGAAGGGCAUUGGAACGUCAGGGAAAGUUGUUUGGUUUACAGCCUUAUUUCCAUAUGCAGUUCUCAUAAUCUUACUUUUUCGCGGAAUCACGUUGCCAGGAAGCGCUGAAGGAAUCAUGUACUAUCUAAAGCCCGAUUUUAAUGCAAUUUACAAGCCAGAAGUUUGGGUUGAUGCUGCCACGCAAGUUUUUUACUCAUUAGGUCCUGGAUUUGGAGUUUUGCUUGCUUACGCUUCCUAUAAUAAGUAUCAUAAUAACGUCUAUAAAGACGCUCUUCUUACGAGUUUAAUCAACUCAGCAACAAGUUUCGUAGCGGGUUUUGUAAUAUUUUCCGUGUUAGGUUACAUGGCAUACAGUUCGGGACAAAAAAUCGAAGAUGUAGCAACAGAAGGUCCGGGACUCGUUUUUAUAGUGUAUCCAGCAGCUAUUGCAACAAUGCCAGGAAGUACCUUUUGGGCCUUAAUAUUUUUCAUGAUGCUUUUAACAUUAGGUCUUGAUAGUUCUUUUGGAGGUUCUGAAGCUAUAAUAACAGCUCUCAGCGACGAAUUUCCCAAAAUUGGUCGAAAUCGAGAAGUUUUCGUUGGUUGUCUCUUCACAAUUUACUUUAUUGUUGGAUUAGCGAGUUGCACCCAAGGCGGAUUUUACUUCUUUAAUCUGCUUGAUCGAUAUGCUGCGGGAUAUUCAAUUUUGAUUGCUGUGUUAUUUGAAACAAUCGCUAUUUCAUGGAUUUAUGGUACAAAACGCUUCUGUGACGACAUCCGUGAUAUGGUUGGCUUCACUCCCGGGAUCUAUUGGAGAUUCUGUUGGAAAUUUGUCGCUCCUGUCUUCCUUGUUUUCAUCAUCGUAUACGGUCUCAUUGGAUAUGAGCCUCUAACUAUCGGCAAAUACGAAUAUCCUUAUUGGGCGAACGUUCUCGGAUGGUGCAUCGCUUUAUCCAGCAUGCUAAUGAUCCCGUUAGUAGCAAUUUUUAAGCUUUGCACCACACGAGGAUCUCUCUCGAAACGCCUGAUAACCCUUACAACGCCCUAUUGUGAUCGACAUUCAACGCUCGCGAAUGGAACAACAACGACAAAUGCCGCAAUCGCUUCUUCCGCAGCAGCUGCAAGCAAAAUUCAGCUAACGAGCGACGCCAAAAAGGCAGUUGAAGUUUGAGUUGCAACCAAAUUCCAAAUUUACUAUGUAUGAUAUGACGCGUGGAAAAAAAUUUAUUUGAUCUGUAUUUAGCAGAAGCUUGUAUCAAGCUUCAAAUUUUAUCAAUUUUUUUUUCGUAUGAGUGAAAAUUCAUUA
Messenger RNA from Culicoides brevitarsis, 2095 nucleotides. It is a transcript of the gene DAT, whose product is annotated as sodium-dependent dopamine transporter. Lineage: Eukaryota; Metazoa; Arthropoda; Insecta; Diptera; Ceratopogonidae. The transcript is spliced from 13 exons. Gene Ontology annotation, cellular component: plasma membrane; neuron projection; presynaptic membrane. The record is from RefSeq and is a predicted model, not a curated record. The coding region runs from base 155 to 1960 and encodes 601 amino acids. Gene Ontology annotation, biological process: dopamine uptake involved in synaptic transmission; sodium ion transmembrane transport. Gene Ontology annotation, molecular function: dopamine:sodium symporter activity.